This is a messenger RNA of Salvia miltiorrhiza (redroot sage), 2137 nucleotides long. RefSeq names its product putative UPF0481 protein At3g02645. The record is from RefSeq and is a predicted model, not a curated record. The coding region runs from base 240 to 1958 and encodes 572 amino acids. The transcript has a single exon. NCBI's taxonomy places the organism in Eukaryota, Viridiplantae, Streptophyta, Magnoliopsida, Lamiales, Lamiaceae.
UACACACGUAGCCAUUGACUCUACUGCUGACACGUAACUCCCUUUGAUAUAAUCUACAUCUUACCCUCGUUUAAGUGCUGUUUAAUUUGAGGAACGUGAAACACAUUUUACCAAUGGGGUCCCAACAAAUUGGAACUUUAAUUGAAUGAUGAUAAGAUUUGAGUGAAUCACAGCGUAGCUCCCUCUAUAACUAACUACCCAUUUUCAUCUUCACUUCACACUUACACAAACCAUCAAGCAUGUUCCAACCGAGCAUCCUAACAACCCUGGGCUCGAAAUUCGACGAAACCCUAUGGGUGGCAAAGAUCCGAAAAACCCUGGACGAAGAACUGGAAGAAGAAAUCGAAAUAGCAGUGACGAUCUUCGGCGUUCCAAAAGCCCUAAUGAUAUGCGAUCCGGCGUCGUACACGCCGCAGGAGGUGGCGAUCGGGCCGUACCACCACCUCCGGCUGGAGCUGUACGACAUGGAGCGGUACAAAGUGGCCGCCGCCAAGAGGAUCCAGAGGGAGCUCCAGAACGUGAAGCUCCAAACCCUGGCGGACCACCUCAUGAAGCACGACCUCCGCAUCCGCGCCUGCUACCACCGCCCCGUCAACUUCGGCCCCGAGGCCCUCGCCUGGAUGAUGGCCGUCGACGUCUGCUUCAUCUUCGAGUUCAUCCGCUUCUGCGGCAUCAAGCAGGGCAAGAUUCUCGGCAAGAUCCCCUCCGGUCUCUCCCACAUCAUCGAUUCCUCCGGGAACAAGACGGCGCACAACUCCAUCCUCAAAGAUAUCUUCAUGCUCGAGAACCAAAUCCCUCUGUUUGUCAUGAGGAUGCUGCUUGACCUGCAGUUCUCCUCCAAGGAAACCGCGGAUAACACGCUCCACUCCAUGAUGACGGCGCUCAGCAAUGAUCUCUCGCCGUUCAAGCCCGCCGAGAAGGUGGACACGGCGGUCGUCAGGGACCACGCUCACUUGCUGGAUUUUUUAUACCACUUCAUCGUGCCUAAAACCGAUCUAUCAUUUCCGCCGCACGAAAUCGAAGACGGCGAAUUUGGCGGAGGGAAGGAGGAGAAGGAAGGGAUGACGGCGGCGGAGGCGUUCGCGGAGCCGACUCACCUGCGGAAGUUGGCUAACAUAGUAUGGGCAAUGGUGUCGAAGUUAGUACGAGGGCCGAUUGCAUUGAUGAAGCGCGUGAUGUUCUCCAAACCCAUGAAAGUGUUGGUGAAACUGCCGUGGACGAUUCUGAGCAAGAUCCCCAUCCUGAAAAUGCUCAAGGAGCCAAUCGAGAACGUGCUCCAGACCUUGCAUAAUGCAAAGAAGGAAGACGGAGGCGACGAGGAAUCGGGGUCGAAGCAGAGCGACGACAAGCCUCCGCUGCUGGAGGAGAUCGCGAUCCCGUCGGUGACGCAGCUGGCGGAGGCCGGGGUGCAGUUCGUGGCGACGGAGGAAGGCAUCUCGAGCAUCAACUUCGACGAGAAAACCCUAACGUUCCACAUCCCGGCGAUCAACCUGGACGUGAACUCGGAGGUGGUGCUGAGGAACCUGGUGGCGUACGAGGCGUGCAGCGCGUCGGGGCCGCUGGUGCUGGCGCGGUACACGGAGCUGAUGAACGGGAUCAUCGACACGGAGGUGGACGCGAGGUUCCUGUGCGGGAAGGGGAUCAUCGUGAACCAUCUAAAGAGCGAGAAGGAGGUGGCGGAGAUGUGGAACGGGAUGAACAGGUCGGUGAGAUUGACCAAAGUGCCCUCGCUUGACAAAGUGAUAGCGGAUGUGAACAAGUUCUAUAGCCAGAGAUGGAAGAUUAAGAUGGCCAAGUUCAUGAAGGAGUAUGUGUUUGGGUCGUGGAAGAUUCUCACGUUUCUUGCAGCCAUCGCGAUGCUGUUUCUCUUGUUUAUGCAGGCCUUUUGCCAGGUUUAUUCAUGCAGUCGCAUUAUUCCCAUUGAAGCGCUCGAGCCCACUGUUACUGAUCCUAACUAGGAAACUUGCUAGUGUUUCUUUCAUCAAUUAUGUCCACAAAUUUUAUUCCUAGAAUAGAAGAAGAUUGAGUAUAUAUAUACGUAUUCUGUUUUUCUUUUUAUUUUCCAUAUGAUAAAGGAGUAGUAAUUUAUUGUAAUAAAAACACCGGUGUUUUAUUAUAAAUUAAAAUAUGAAAGGUA